CAGUUUAUUCCCCCAUACUAUGACGAACUCCAUGUGAAUGAUCCGGUAUCACCAUCCUCGAGGCGGACUUCUACUCACUUGUUCACUUCUACUGGAUCCAUAGUCAGUCGGAACUCGGAACUGUGAGCUCGAACAAUUAUUCGAUUUCGCAUCGUUUGUUGGAUUACGUACGCCACUGAGCCAACGUCUCCAGCGAGAGUCGAUUGUUUUUUUUCUGUGCCUCUUCGAGUUGUUCUUUUGCGGCCGCGUUGUUGCGUUACUUCUUCCGUCGAGAGUGUUUUGUUAUGGUUCAGUGUUGCGACUGGUUUCCUGAAAAAUUUGCUUGAUUUGUUUGAUUUUUGAACAAAAUGCUGGUUUUUGAGAACCCAACCUCACACCAUCAGAAGGAAGGUCCUUCGUCCAAUUCAGGACAUCUAGUGAAAGUCACCACUAGAAACGGACCUACUAUAUCAAAAACAUCACUUAACACAUACAGCCAGCCUUUGCUUAACAAAGACCCGCUUUUAUCAUCAGACCACUAUGGAUCGCACUCUAGUUCAUCAUCAUCCAGACAUUUAAGCUCCAGCUAUCGCAAUGGGAUUUCGAGAAGUGCGUUUUUUAGCUCAGAGUUACCGCACUUAGACCCCACAAAAGCUGCGUUCAAGCUGAACUUAAAUCAGGGCUCCUCUGCUUCUACUCCAGGAACCCCCAUGGUAGACACCCUGCCUACCAUCAAUAACAAUCUCCAUAAGGACCAUGAGGUUACCAACAACAAUAAAAAGGCGGGCUGGUUUCCUCUGACCCAUACCGAGGCUCUCUCGCUUUAUGGAAACAGGCUGACCGAGUACGAAAAGACUGAAAUAGAUAAUUACUCAAAAAUCUGGUACCUCGGACUCAACGCUCAUAAAAUAAAUGGUGAUAACUGGGGAUCUCAAAACGGGGGAUAUGAUGACGACAGUGGAAAUUAUAACAAAGUGUUGCACGAUCACAUUGCUUACCGUUACGAAAUCUUGGAAGUGAUUGGUAAAGGCAGUUUCGGGCAGGUAAUUCGAGCUUUGGACCAUAUGACCCAUAAAUACGUGGCGAUCAAAAUAAUCCGGAACAAGAGGCGAUUCUAUCAUCAGGCGCUCGUAGAAGUGCGAAUUCUGGACCAUUUGCGAAAGAAGGACAAGAACAGCGGCCACAAUGUGAUCCACAUGCUCGAGCACUUUUAUUUCCGGAAUCAUUUGUGUAUCACUUUCGAGUUACUUAGCCUUAAUCUAUACGAGCUAAUAAAAAAGAACAACUACCAAGGCUUCAGCCUCAACCUAAUCAGGAGGUUCGCCAGCUCGUUGCUAAAAUGCCUCAGGUUGUUGGAGAAAGAAAACAUCAUCCAUUGCGACCUGAAACCGGAAAAUGUGCUUCUGAAGCAACGAGGCAGCAGUUCAAUUAAGGUAAUCGACUUUGGAAGUUCCUGCUAUUCAAAUCAACGAGUCUACACCUAUAUACAGUCGCGAUUCUACAGAUCGCCCGAAGUUAUAUUGGGAUUGACAUAUGGAACCGCUAUAGAUAUGUGGAGUCUUGGAUGUAUUUUGGCUGAAUUAUAUACGGGCUAUCCACUAUUUCCCGGAGAAAAUGAAGUGGAGCAGCUGGCUUGUCUAAUGGAAGUUUUGGGCGCUCCACCCGAUGACCUCAUAUCAGCAGCAACAAGGAAAAGAUUAUUUUUCGAUUCCAGAGGAAACCCACGUUGUAUAACGAACUCAAAGGGAAGGAAAAGGAAGCCGGGAAGCAAAAGCCUAUCAAUGGUUUUAUCUUGCAGCGACAGCAUGUUUAUUGACUUUGUCUCGAAAUGUUUGGAUUGGAACCCAAAGCGUCGCUUGACACCAAAUGAAGCUCUGAACCAUUCUUGGAUUCUAUCAGGUUCGUCUCAUGCGCGCCAGAUGAAGUCGGGAGAGUUGCGACAUAGUCACUCAGAAGUGAACGUGGCUAAUGAUAGUCACUCCUCUUCAAGCAGUAUUUCCGGAGGAAGUCAUCCGAGGCCUCAGUACAAGUGUAGUAUUGAACAGGACCCGGUCAGAGCCAAAAUAAUCACAACGUUCUUCGAAGACGGUUCCACUCAUAAGUUGGACUCGAACCUGAAUGAUUCGGGUACUUUUCUGCCUCCCUUACUAUAGUAUGUCUUAGUGUUUACUGGAUCGUGUCUGUCGAAUGGAUAUAGUAGGAAAUUGAUUUUAGAUUGCGGUAGAAACGUGACCAAAAUACUGCCAAAUUGUUAAUCGUCCCGGAUGACGUAUCUAUAUCUAUAUAAUAUAAUGCAAGUAGAAUCAAUCAAUGAUUUAGAAUUUAUAGAUGACUGACCUUCUGCGUCGGUAGCCUGUGGAAGGCUUUGAAAAAUGGAUAUCAUAUUAUCAGGGUUAUACUAAGCUGAAGGAUUGUUGUUUGUUGUAAGAAACUUGUAGAUAACCAUUGGCUUUCAGUAACAGUGAUGUAUGUACACGAAAGUUAAUAAUCUAGAAUGAGGACUAUUGUAUACCUAUCCAAGUUCUAUGAAGAAAUUCAAAUUCCUCACCUUCUGGAAAUAUAAUGCCAAUUGCGUUAAUUAGAAAAAAACAUUUUGCUCCCGUUUUAAUACUUCUUUUUGCGCUAGAACUUCAACUUCGCAGCAACAACCGGAUAUUGCAAAAAAUACAUAUCUAUUUACUAAACCUAAAUGAUAAUUUAUUGUAUUUUACAUAUGUUUUUAAUUAUGCUCUCUUUCUGGAUUUAAUUCUUUUCUUAAUUUUUAAUUAGUUUUUGGCUAUUUCAAUCCUGUUCCAUUUCCAACAACUUCCUCUUCAAUGUUUCAACAUUUUUCAGAAUUAUCCAAGCAUUAGCCAAACAUCUAAUCUUUCAAUUUACUUCCUAUACAUUGAAUCCACGGAAAUUACAGCCCAGGCGACGUAGGUUAAACGUGAAAAAAACGUCAAAGCACUCUUGAACCUCCCAAAAUCACGUUUUUAUGACGACUGUACGACGCGAGCUUGUCUCACCCGGCUCCCUGAGUUGUCACUAAAAAAGACGUGAUAUCUACGUCAUUAUCACAUUCAUUAGGGCAAUAAAACAUAUAAGUUGCAUCAUUAAUGUCCGGUAGUACCGUGAUAUUUAGCGAAAGCUUAAGCAAAGAAUCGGUUUUCUUAUCUAAUGACUUGGAACUUUCCUUUUUCUCCUUUUUGUGAUUCUUUUGCUUUGCUUUCAUUUAUUAACUGUGGCUUCUAAUGAAUUUCAAACAAUUUCCAAUAUUGAAAUCUUUUCCAGUCUAUUACUUUUUUAUCGGUUUUACUGCCUGUGAAGUUAUUUCUGAUAAUAUUGCUGAAAAGAAUACGCUCAAUAAGAGUUAUCGAAAAUUGAAUAUUUCGAACCGUUUGUGAGAUACAGAGUGUUUAGUUUCGGGGACCCGUCAAUUUUAAACACUUCCGCUACUAUAUUCUUAGGAGUUUGAAAAUUCCGAUGAAACCUAAAUGUUGGAAGAUGGAUUUUGAGAUUGGCUAUCGAAGAACUCAUUAGGACUGUUCCAAUAUUUUUACUCAUUUCGGAAAUAUGACGUUUUUAAACUUUCAGACGCCUAUAUAGGGGCGAGGCCCUAGUUCAGAUUUUUUUGUUACAGAAGAAAGUUAAAUAUUUCCUUUUUCGAAUAAGUACCUACUUACAAAAAUCAUUACUUUUGAGUGGUCGAUUUAUGGGCGAACCCCUACUUUGAUUUUGACGCUCAAUAAGUUUCAGCUUAGCUUCAGCUUCAGUUUAUUUGACAAAUGCGAUCAAACUUUAGCAAUAAUUACUAAUAAUAUUAAAUGCAACUUUUACUAAAUAACCAAUUGCAUCAAAAGUGAUUUUGGUUUAAAUAACGUCUUUAUUAUGACGCUAGUUCAAGUGGCCCACUUCACGUAGAUUAAACGUCUCCUUGAUAUUCAAAUUAAAUUGUGACUGAAAAUCGACCUCGUUUAAUUUUUUAACUAGUCAUAUUUUUGAUUGAUUGGGUUCAAGUUUCAAUAAUAAAUGAUUCACAAACUGCUUAGUUUCAAUUUUUCGAAUUUUUCUACAAAAAAGAAAUCCAAAGAAACUAAUAAUUCCGGUUGUUUCCUGGGCUAAAUAUAUGAUGCUUCCAUAUUUCAAGCUCUUCCUAAUUAUAUAAUAAAAUCGAUUUUUUAAAACCUCCCUAAACAUGGUCUUCCGAACGUAUCUUCAUCAGUUAAAAAACCGGACAUAGCGCUGACCCGAUAAAGCGGUACUAUCAGAUAAAACAAGCCAAUCAACCAAACAUCACGGAUGGUAAAAUUGAUCUGACUUAAAAUGUUUAAACUGCACUAAAGUAAUUUGGAAAAUGGAUCUCAACAGACAGCGAUUCCUAAAAUGCAAUCUUAAAUUUUAAAACUUCUUCUUUUUUUUUAAAACUUCUUUAAACUAUUCGUUUGAUUCUUCUGAUUUCCAUUCUAAACACUUCAAUUUGUCGCUAUAUUUCCAGCUAAAUGUUGAUAGUAUAGAUAGUGUAAUGUAACUAAAACAAUGACAAUAUAGUACUAUACUCUUCCUUCUAAAAUCUGUUAGAACGGUCUAUAAAUAGUAAUAAAGGCCAAAACGAUCUCUUUGUAAGACCAACUAGUUUAUUUGUAGAAACUUUAGCGGUGUCUCUGUUUAAGUUGCCAUAAGUUUGUACGAACUAGGAUUUAUUGGUUAAUAGUGAGUUUCCUUAGAUUAGGUCGCAAUCAAAUGCGCUUCAAAAUCGUCACUAUAUGAUUGAAAAUGAGAAUUUCUGAUUUAAUUUCAGUAAAGUUACUUAUUUUGAACGCGCAUCCUAUUCUCGUAGCUGUAUUUGUAUAUAAAUAUCAUUCUAACUCAUAUUUUAGCUGCUUAGUGUAUUUUUACAUUUUAUUGUUCUGUAUUCUUAUCCCAUUUUUCUUAACUACUAAUUUGAUUUUAUUUUUAAUCUAAGCCACUCAAAUAAUAUUAACUUAUCUACAUACCUUUAAAGUAAGCAGUAGCGUUGGUAUAGGCAACUUUACUCUAAAAAAGCAAUAAAAAAGAUAUUGAUCGCAUAAACGUUUUACAACCAUGUUAAAAUAUGUGUUUAUUCUUGAUCGCUUUGAAUUAAUUGAACGCAGCACUUUUAAUGAGUAAAGUUGACUAUAGUGUUACUAUCUAACUCCUAAUAUUUGACUGACCUAAAUAUCGUUUUUAGAUAUUUUGUUAUUUCCUUAAGAGGAUCACCGAUAACCACCCCGAGUACCCAUUUUCUUUGGGUAUUUUUAUUUAAAGUGAUUGUCUUUCCUAAACAAAUGUUUCGUUUGAUAAAUAUGCUAAAUGAUUGAAAAGCGGACUACUUCCAUACGAAAAGUUUGUAUGAUUGUAUCUACUUGUUCCAAAAACAAACAACUUUGUUGUUGUAUAAUAGAUUAUCUCCAUCGAGACCUAUUUGAGAAUGCUUUAUAUGUAUACCUUAAAAUAAAGAAUUAUUGUAUGUAUUAAAUCUAAAAAUAAAAUUUUAAAAACAAAAUGGUCUGUAAAAACCGAAUAUCUAUUUGCCAUUCAAAGUCAAAUGUUCCGAUAUUUAUGUAUGUACGUAGUAUUAAGUGAUUUAAGUUUUGGAAAUAUUCUAUCUAAUACAGUCGUUGGCCCAUCUGUUGCAGAAAUUUAAUUAUUUUCCAAACGCAAUUUAUUUUAUAGAAUGUUGAGGCAACCCAUUGUGAUAAGAUUUUGAAUUAAACAUAUACCUACUAAACCCCGAUUAAGCCUAAAUAAAAAUUUAAAAAUA
Molecule: messenger RNA, 5743 nt
Organism: Dendroctonus ponderosae (mountain pine beetle)
Lineage: Eukaryota; Metazoa; Arthropoda; Insecta; Coleoptera; Curculionidae
Gene: Dyrk2
Product: dual specificity tyrosine-phosphorylation-regulated kinase 4
Exons: 11
Coding region: 348-2132 (594 amino acids)
Biological process (GO): peptidyl-serine phosphorylation; peptidyl-threonine phosphorylation
Cellular component (GO): nucleus
Molecular function (GO): protein serine/threonine kinase activity; ATP binding; protein serine/threonine/tyrosine kinase activity
Source: RefSeq, a predicted model, not a curated record